Molecule: messenger RNA, 1467 nt
Organism: Penicillium verhagenii
Lineage: Eukaryota; Fungi; Ascomycota; Eurotiomycetes; Eurotiales; Aspergillaceae
Product: GDP-Man:Man(1)GlcNAc(2)-PP-dolichol alpha-1,3-mannosyltransferase
Exons: 2
Coding region: 1-1467 (488 amino acids)
Molecular function (GO): GDP-Man:Man(1)GlcNAc(2)-PP-Dol alpha-1,3-mannosyltransferase activity; alpha-1,3-mannosyltransferase activity
Source: RefSeq, a predicted model, not a curated record
AUGGCGGGUCUUGCACCCUCGAAUGUGGUCAUUGUCCACCCGGACCUGGGAAUAGGCGGUGCCGAGCGACUUAUCAUCGAUGUGGCUCUAGCUCUUCAAAACCGAGGCCACCGCGUGACCAUCUACACCUCCCACCGCGACAAGAACCACUGCUUCGACGAAGCCCGCGAUGGCACGCUGGACGUCCGUGUCCGCGGAAACACCAUAUUUCCAGCCCAUGUCUUCGGUCGACUCCACAUUUUCAUGGCCGCCUUGCGCCAACUACACCUGACCUUGUCGCUUCUUUCGGAAAUGGGAUCGAGGGAUACGUUCAACCUCACAACAUCGGACAACAAGACCGGGGGAAAGAAUGAAACCCAGAAUGACAUAUUUAUUGUCGAUCAACUCCCCGCAUGCGUACCUUUUCUCAAGACCUUUGGCCGGGCCCAAAAAUCCCAGUGCCAACGAAUCCUAUUCUAUUGCCAUUUCCCCGAUCAAUUGCUUGCGCGUCGCAAUGAAGGGGGCUCCCUUCUUCGGCUAGCUAAGCAACUAUACAGAUUCCCAUUUGAUUGGUUUGAAGGUUGGGCAAUGAGCGCGUCUGAUCGGGUUGUUGCGAACUCGAAAUUCUCGCGCGGGGUUGUGCGACAGGUCUUUGGGGCGGACAAACUGGGAGAUGUCGAAGUUGUUUAUCCAUGCGUGGAUACGGAUGAGAAGGCUAUAGCCCCGGAAGCAAAGUCUGCAGGGCCUCUUUGGGGCGGAAAGAAGAUUUUACUGAGCAUCAACCGCUUCGAGCGGAAAAAGGACAUGGCUCUGGCCAUUCGGGCAUACAAUGAAUUGGGCGCGGAGAAGAGGAGAGGAACUCGGUUGGUAAUUGCUGGCGGUUAUGACAAUCGUGUCCAAGAAAAUGUACAAUACCACCAAGAACUCGAUACUCUGGCGACCGGCCUCGGACUACAGACCGCAACCGCCAAGACUGUCCCUUCAGCGCUUGCUAUCCCCGAUGACAUAGAUGUCCUAUUCCUCCUUUCCGUCCCCACCACCUUCAAAGAUACCCUACUAGUACAGUCAAAGUUGCUCCUCUAUACCCCGAUCAAUGAGCAUUUCGGCAUUGUUCCCGUUGAGGCGAUGCGCGUUGGUCUCCCUGUUCUAGCCUCAAAUACGGGUGGUCCUUUGGAAACAAUCGUUGAGGGCGAAACGGGCUGGCUCCGAGACGCACAUGCUGUUAAUGAGUGGACGGCUGUCAUGGACCAAGUUCUCAAUAAAUUGAGCCCGCAACAAGUUGACAAGAUGGCUACAGCUGGUAAAAUAAGAGCCGACCGUGAAUUCUCACUCAGAGCGAUGGGAGAUCGACUAGAAGAAGAGAUCUCCACCAUGCUUUCAGCCGAGCGUCGUCCGUUUGAUGGGUGGAUGCAGGUGUUUGUCGGACUUGCUCUCAUUAUGGCAUUCCUUGCGAACGUAGGCCUGUUUGUGUUCCACAUGUCCAUAUGA